AUGAAGGAAGUUUGGGAUGAGAUUAGACCAAAAGGGCAGAAAGUUCCAUGGCAUAAACUUAUUUGGUUUCCAAUGCAUAUCCCGAAGCAUUGCUUAAUCGUUUGGAUGGCUCUACAGGACAGAUUACAGACCAGAGACCGCCUACAACGAAUGGGAAUUAGCACUGAUACAGCAUGUGUAAACUGCAACUUAUCUCACGAGACAAGAAACCACCUAUUUUCUGAGUGUUCACUAGCCGUCUUCUUAUGGAAUUCUGUUUUGACAUUGAAUGGAAUGAAUCCUACAAACUUAUCAUGGGAAGAAACGGUUGCUACAGCAAGCACUUCAUGGAAAGGGAAAUCUCUUAUCACCUUCAUUUUAAAGAUAGCUUGGUCUGCUUUUAUCUAUACUAUAUGGCAGGAAAGAAAUCAGCGAAUUUUCCAACAUCGGUCAAGAUCUGCUGAAAUUUUGCUAACCGAAAUCAUUGAUGCUGUUCGGUUUUGUCUUAGGGGAAAAAAUAUCAAUAGGCUAGAUAGUACUAAUCUUAACCUUUGUAAUGCUUGGGGUUUAUAG
Molecule: messenger RNA, 552 nt
Organism: Hibiscus syriacus
Lineage: Eukaryota; Viridiplantae; Streptophyta; Magnoliopsida; Malvales; Malvaceae
Exons: 1
Coding region: 1-552 (183 amino acids)
Source: RefSeq, a predicted model, not a curated record